Messenger RNA from Bacidia gigantensis, 879 nucleotides. RefSeq lists its product as uncharacterized. NCBI's taxonomy places the organism in Eukaryota, Fungi, Ascomycota, Lecanoromycetes, Lecanorales, Ramalinaceae. Gene Ontology annotation, biological process: very long-chain fatty acid biosynthetic process. The record is from RefSeq and is a predicted model, not a curated record. The transcript is spliced from 3 exons. Gene Ontology annotation, molecular function: oxidoreductase activity, acting on the CH-CH group of donors. Bases 1 to 879 code for a protein of 292 amino acids.
AUGUCAGCAGGGAGACCGGUCAAAAAGUUGCCAGAAGAGACGAUAGUUGUAUCCUCAGAGCCAACAUCUGAACUCUACAAACAGAUUGCACUCCAAUCAGGCGCUUCAGUCCACCGCCUACGAAUCACCAAAGGCAGCGAUGGAGCGCUUGUGCCCAACGACACCGGUAUGCUGGUUCAAACGACGGGCCUGAGACAACAAAGUACGAUAUACGUGAAAGAUCUUGGCCCACAAAUACGCUGGCGCACCGUCUUCCUCGUCGAAUACCUUGGCCCCAUCCUCAUCCACCCAGCCUUUUACUCCUUCUUCACCAAGAAUGGCGAGGGAGCUUCCUACACCCAAACUCUAACCCUCAUUCUCGUCGUCACACAUUUCUUAAAACGUGAACUCGAAACCCUCUUCAUCCACCGCUUCAGCGCCUCGACCAUGCCCACCUCCAACAUCUUCAAAAACAGCGCUCAUUACUGGCUACUCAGCGGAGUCAACAUGGCAUUCUGGAUAUAUCGUCAAUCAUUCUAUGGCAAGUCUGGUCCCAGUCCGAUCGUUACAUCGUUGGGGCUAGCAUUGUUCGUUCUGGGUGAACUCGGGAAUCUGAGCACGCAUUUGACGUUGAGGGGCCUGAGGUCUAGUGGAGGUAAAGAGAGAGGAAUACCACAAGGAUUGGGCUUCGAUUGGGUUACGUGUCCGAAUUACAUGUUCGAAGUGGUUGCAUGGCUAGGUGUUGCGCUCGUGAGUCUGAACUGGAGCACGGUUCUCUUUGCAAUCGUGGCGACAGGGCAGAUGGGUGUCUGGGCGAAGAAGAAAGAGGCGAGGUAUCGGAAAGAAUUUGGGGGAACUUACAAGAGAAAGAGAUAUGCUAUACUGCCGGGAAUAUGGUGA